AUGUCUGGUCGCGGUAAAGGUGGCAAAGUUAAGGGAAAGGCAAAGUCCCGCUCCAACCGUGCCGGGCUCCAGUUCCCCGUCGGACGUAUCCACAGGCUGCUCCGUAACGGCAACUACGCCGAGCGCGUCGGUGCCGGAGCGCCUGUCUACUUGGCUGCCGUGAUGGAGUACUUGGCUGCUGAAGUCCUCGAGUUGGCCGGUAACGCUGCCCGUGACAACAAGAAGACCAGGAUCAUCCCUCGUCAUCUCCAAUUGGCCAUCCGCAACGACGAGGAGUUGAACAAGCUGCUCUCCGGCGUGACAAUCGCUCAGGGUGGUGUACUGCCUAACAUCCAGGCCGUACUCUUGCCCAAGAAGACCGAGAAGAAGGCUUAA
Molecule: messenger RNA, 375 nt
Organism: Achroia grisella
Lineage: Eukaryota; Metazoa; Arthropoda; Insecta; Lepidoptera; Pyralidae
Product: histone H2A
Exons: 1
Coding region: 1-375 (124 amino acids)
Cellular component (GO): nucleosome
Molecular function (GO): DNA binding; protein heterodimerization activity; structural constituent of chromatin
Source: RefSeq, a predicted model, not a curated record